AGGGGUGCCAGGGAGCUGAGCGUACUAGAUUGGUUUGAGUCCCACAAGGUCACAGGACUGGCAUUCAGCUAAGCAGGCAUGUAAAUAUAGCUUCAUGAAAGGCAUGCCAUGGAUUAUGUCUUAGGACUCUCAGAUUUCGUCUUCACCCUGAAGCGAUUGUGAUGUAUGGAGAGCUGGUAACCGGGUGGCCAGACUUCAGGUGUUAAGUGCAUAUUCAGAACUCACUCAAGUCUGGGUUCGUCGUCACUUCACGUCUCUUGAGAUCUCUCUCGCUUGUUUCUUUCGAUUUGGAUUAUCUCUGAAGAUCUGAGGAAAGUUUGAUGGGUGAUAUGUUGUAAGUGACAGAUAACUUUAUAAUACAGGAUCCAUCGUGUGAGGUUUGAGACAGCAUCAUGGAUGCAUUAGCUUUAGAGGCGAAAAGUGCUAAGAGUGAAAGCACACCUGCUCCUGCACCUGCGCCCCACAAACCUAGACCAAAACCUCCUAAAAAACCUAAACGUAUAGUUUACUUUGAGGUGGAGAUACUGGAUGCCAAGACCAGGGAGAAACUAUUGCUACUGGAUAAGGUCGAGCCAACGGCAACUAUUUUGGACAUUAAGUCAAUGUUCCACAAAUCAAAUCCACAUUGGUACGCUGCCAGACAGUCUUUGUGCCUGGAUCCAAAAGGAAAACCUUUACGAGAUGAAGAAAUCUUACAGGACCUUCCUGUGGGAACCACUGCAACCCUUUACUUCAGAGACUUGGGAGCCCAGAUUUCCUGGGGAACUGUGUUUCUAAUCGAGUACAUCGGACCACUUGUCAUAUACCUGCUAUUUUACUUUAGACUUCCUCUUAUCUACGCUCCCAAGUAUGAAUUCACCACCAGUAAGCAUUGGGUUGUGCAUAUAGCCUGUGUGUGUCACUCCUUCCAUUAUGUGAAGCGAAUCUUGGAGACGCUGUUUAUCCAUCGCUUCUCUCAUGGUACCAUGCCGCUGCGCCACAUUUUCAAAAAUUGUUCAUGUUACUGGUGCUUUGCAGCAUGGAUGGCUUAUUACAUCAAUCACCCUCUCUACACACCUCCACUCUGUUUACAUGCAGAUUAUGGAGAAAGGCAGGUGAAGACAGCACUUGUAAUCUUUCUACUCUGUCAAAUCGGCACCUUCUCAAUUCACGUCGCUCUGCGAAAUCUGAGGCCAUCUGGAUCUAAGGUGAAGAAGAUUCCCUAUCCAAACAAGAAUCCAUUUACCUGGAUAUUUGCACUCGUCUCAUGUCCAAACUACACAUAUGAGCUGGGAAUUUGGCUUGGAUUUACAUUGAUGACCCAGUGUGUUCCUGUGUUGUUCUUCACUGUGGUGGGAUUCAUACAGAUGACAGUUUGGGCCAAAGGGAAACAUCGCAGCUACCUGAAGGAGUUUAAAGAGUAUCCAUCACUGCGCUCCCCAAUCUUACCCUUCAUCCCAUAACAGAAACCCCCAAAAUCUCAGUCAUCGAGAAGCAUUCUUUCUUGAACCCGGUCAUUUUUAUAGUAACAGUCAUUUUACGUGAUAACAUACUAUAUAAAGCGCUCAAGACAGAUAUACCUGAGGUCUAUAGAAGAAACAAGUGAUUUCAAAUUCAGGUUAAAUAGCCAAAUUAAUUAAAAAUUACCAGAACAGAUAUUUGGAGAAGACAUUAUUACUAUAAAAACUGAAUUUCAAAGUAAACUUUUUCUAUUGUUUGAAUAGACAAAUCAGUUUUGAAUUUAAUCACAUAUGGAGAAAUGAAUAGAAACCAUGGUUGCCAGAUCUGUGACAAAACCAGCCCACUGACCAAUCAAAACUGAAUUUCAAAGUAAUCUAUAUCUAUUAUUUAAAUAGACAAAUCCUUUUUGGAUUCAAUUACAUAUUGAGAAAAUGAAAAGAAACCAGGGUUGCCAGAUAAGUAUAAAAGAAAACAGCCUAAUGACAAACCAAAACUCAGUUUCAAAGUAUUUUUUUCUAUUAUUUGAAUAGACAAAUCAUUUUUAAAUGUAAUCACAUAUUUAGAAAGUGAAUAGAAACCUUGGUUGCCAGAUCUGUGCAACAAAACCAGCCCAAUGGCCAAUCAAAACUGAAUUUCAAAGUAAACUUUUUCUAUUAUUUAAAUAGACAAAUCAUUUUUAAAUUUAAUCAAAUAUUUAGAAAGUGAAUAGAAACCUUGGUUGCCAGAUCUGUGCAACAAAACCAGCCCAAUGACCAAUCAAAACUGAAUUUUAAAUUAAACUUUUUCUAUUAUUUAAAUAGACAAAUCUUUUUUAAAUUUAAUCACAUAUUUAGAAAGUGAAUAGAAACCUUGGUUGCCAGAUCUGUGCAACAAAACCAGCCCAAUGACCAAUCAAAACUGAAUUUUAAAUUAAACUUUUUCUAUUAUUUAAAUAGACAAAUCAUUUUUAAAUGUAAUCACAUAUUUAGAAAGUGAAUAGAAACCUUGGUUGCCAGAUCUGUGUAAUAAAACCAGCCCAAUGACCAAUCAAAACUGAAUUUCAAAGUAAUUUUUUUCUAUUAUUUGAAUAGACAAAUCAGUUUUGAAUUUAAUCACAUAUGGAGAAAUGAAUAGAAACCAUGGUUGCCAGAUCUGUGACAAAACCAGCCCACUGACCAAUCAAAACUAAAUUUCAAAGUAAUCUUUAUCUAUUAUUUAAAUAGACAAAUCUUUUUUGGAUUCAAUUACAUAUUGAGAAAAUGAAAAGAAACCAGGGUUGCCAGAUAAGUAUAAAAGGAAACAGCCUAAUGACCAAUCAAAACUGAAUUUCAAAGUAAACUUUUUCUACUGUUUGAACAGACAAAUCCUUAAUGAAUUUAAUCACAUAUUGAGAAAGUGAAUAGAAACCAUGGUUGCCAAAUCUGUAUAACAAAACCAUCCCACUAACCAAUCAAAACUGAAUUUUUAAAUUAAACUUUUUCUAUUAUUUAAAUAGACAAAUCCUUUUUAAAUUUAAUCACAUAUUGAGAAAAUGAAUAGAAACCACGGUUGCCAGAUCAGUGUAACAAAACCAGCCCACUGAUCAAUCAAAACUGAAUUUCAAAAUAAACUUUUUCUAUUAUUUAAAUAGACAAAUCCUUUUUACAUUUAAUCACAUAUUGAGAAAAUGAAUAGAAACCAUGGCUGCCAGAUCUGAGUAACAAACCCAGCCCAAUGACCAAUCACAACUGAAUUUCAAAGUAAACUUUUUUCUAUUAUUUAAAUAGACAAAUCCUUUUUAAAUUUAAUCACAUAUUGAGAAAAUGAAUAGAAACCACAGUUGCCAGAUCAGUGUAACAAAACCAUCCCAUUGACCAAUCAAAACUGAAUUUCAAAGUAAACUUUUUUUCUAUUAUUUAAAUAGACAAAUCCUUUUUAAAUUUAAUCACAUAUUGAGAAAAUGAAUAUAAACCACGGUUGCCAGAUCAGUGUAACAAAACCAGCCCACUGACCAAUCAAAACUGAAUGUCAAAGUUAAGUUUUUCUAUUGUUUGAAUAGACAAAUCAUUUUUACAUUUAAUCACAUAUUUAGAAAGUGAAUAGAAUCCGUGGUUGCCAGAUCUGUGUAACAAAGCCAGCCCAAUCAAAACUGAAUUUCAAAGUAAACUAUUCUAUUAUUUAAAUAGACAAAUCAUUUUUAAAUUGAAUCACAUAUUGAGAAAAUAAAUAGAAACCAGGGUUGCCAGAUCAGUGUAACAAGCCAGACCAAUGACCAAUCAAAACUUCCCCACAACUAUCCCAAUGCACAUAUUGCCCAAAACUCAAAUAUUCCACUCCCAUUUUUAAAAUACGUAUUUUACAGUCCAUGUUAUGCAUUACAGUUUCCUUUUGAAAAUCACUGCAUAGUAGUAAUCAUAAACACAGUCUGAUUUCAUAAAUAAAAUCAUCAUAUCUUAACAAUGACAACUGAUGAAUAAAAUCCCUCCCUCCUUUAAACUGGAAAAAUAAUCCACUGCAAUCUUAAAAGCCUAAUUUUGCUGGAAUAAUCUUGGCUUGGCAACCCUAAUGCGGUUUUAUUAUAACAACUGAAAUCAAAACUUGCUUAUAAAUUAAAGAUUACAUGAAUGUGGAGUAAAGAACAUAACAUUUAAGCUUUUCAAGUUUGUUUAAUAUAUAACUAUAAAACACAACCUGUUCAGAAAGCUGUGAAAUUGCCCUUACAUAACAUUCUCUAGUAUGUUCCUAGUUUAUACACACAUGUCUUAAAGAAUAGUUCAAGCAAAAAUGAGUAUUUUGUCAUCAUUUACUCACCCUGAAAUCAGAUCUGGGACACCGUUGUCUUCCAUACAAGGGAAAACAAUACUAUGAAAAUUUAAUGGUGUAUUCCCCAGAAAUAUCCCUUUAAAAUAUAUAUAUAUAUAUA
Molecule: messenger RNA, 4321 nt
Organism: Paramisgurnus dabryanus
Lineage: Eukaryota; Metazoa; Chordata; Actinopteri; Cypriniformes; Cobitidae
Source: RefSeq, a predicted model, not a curated record